Messenger RNA from Marchantia polymorpha subsp. ruderalis, 3999 nucleotides. Lineage: Eukaryota; Viridiplantae; Streptophyta; Marchantiopsida; Marchantiales; Marchantiaceae. The record is from the annotation of a GenBank genome assembly.
GGGGGCGGGCCUGCCAUCGGGCUUCUUUCAUCCUGCACCGCUGGCUGGGCGGGGGGUGCUGAAGAAGCCCGAGGAGGGGGCGGAGCGGACCAGACCGAGGGAAGGGGAGCAAGGGGGGGAGGGGAAGGCGAGGCCGAGGGACGGAAGUAAAGGAAGGCAGCAAGGAAGGAAGGAAGGAAGGAAGGCAGCGAGUCAGACUCGAGGAGGGGAUGGGGGGCCGGGCCAGAGAUUGAGAUUUGGUCGCGAUUCAGCUUGCGGAUGGCAAAUUUGUCUUGAGAUGUAAGUGAUUGGCGGAUCCAGGGUUUUCGAUCGACGGUUUCGCUCGGGUUUUCGGACGAGAAGCCCAGCGAGCGAGCGGUUCCAGUUCGGUGCUGUUCCUCGGCAGCAACGAGAAGAGAAGACACGAGACGAGAAGAGAGCAGAGCAGAGGAGAGGAGAGGAGAGAAGGCGAGACAGGGAGGAAGAAGAGGAGGAGGAGGAGGAAGAAGGUGGUGGUGGAAAGCGAGCACGGGGAUUUCUGUUAUGGGACGAGUGGGGAGGGAUGGGGAAAUUCUGGAGAGAAGAGCAGGGGAAGGAGGGGAUAAGGUGUACCAGCGGAGGGAAGGGGCGGUUUUUGGCAGCUCCGAGACUCGAUGAUUCGGCCUUGCUUAGGGGGUCGUAUUGAUUGGAGUUGAGGUUUGUGUUCGCUUGUGGUUUGGUCCGACUUUGACAUAGACAGUGGCACGGGCAAUUGGUGAAGUGAGGGGAAUGCGCACUGGCAUGUAAUUUUCUUGGCUCGUCUCUCACUGCCUUGGAUCCAUUCAACGCUUCCGUGUGGCCAGUCAUCUUCAUCAUCAUCACCAUCACCGCCCUCUUGAUCAUCGUCAGCGUGCCCCAACAGAACAUCGUGCCUCAACUCCUCCACUCCUCCACUCCUUGUGCUCCGUCGUCUUCUUCCCGGCUCUGUUCCGAGCAAUCGCCCAGCGUCCAGCCGGACUCGGCCUCGGGCUCGGACUCGGGCCGACUGGCCUCGGCGGAGCAAGCAAUCCUUGCCCAGCCAUACGGACAGCUGACUGCGAAUUAUGCCUUUUCCGCUUCCGUCUUGUCCCUGGCCAUUCCGUCCCUCGUUUCCGCCAUCGUGCUGCAUUCUGCACACCGACCUCUGCUCUCAUGUGAAUCAAGCGGGAUCUCCCGGUUGUGCCUGCGCGAAGUGCUAGCGGUUCUCGCCCGCGGACUUGUGCUCGGAGCCAUUUUUCCCCAUAGAGGUCGGGUCGGGUCGAGGUGCGGAAAUGCCCUAAUCUUUCACGCACAUUGCUCGUCUGGUCCGCGCUGGGAAUCUCCGGGUGGGUGGGCUCGUAAUCUAGCCUAUCUUGUUGUCAUCUGUGGUGGUCCAUCGAGGUAGAGUCGUGGGAGCACGCCGCACCAUCCCCUCCGAGUCCGAGGCCGGGCCCAGAGUCCGACUGCCGGCUCGUGGUCUGGCUCGUGGUAGAUCAUCCCUGUGCUGCAUCAGGCUGAUGGGAACUCCAGAAUAGAUUAGGUCAACUGCCGCAGCGAAACGAACGUCGAAAAAUUUCUCUCGUGACAUAGCCCAUAUAGAAUGGAGGUGGUGUCAAACGCUGUGCCACCCCAACAGCUGCAACCGUCGCCGCAGCAACUGAUUCUCUCGGACCCGCCUGCGGACGAAUCCGAGAUUAAGACCCCGAAGAAAAGAGCAGAAACAUGGGUGCAGGACGAGAUCAAAGCUCUGAUUGCACUGCGGAAAGAAAUGGACACCUUGUUUAAUACCUCAAAGUCGAACAAACAUCUGUGGGAGCAGAUAUCCACGAAGAUGAAAGAACGAGGAUACGAGAGAUCCGCCACAAUGUGCACUGACAAAUGGAGGAAUUUGCUCAAGGAGUAUAAGAAAGCCAAGCACCAAGAUAGGGGAGGAUCAGCCAAGGUUGCAUGUUACAAGGAUCUUGAGGAACUCUUGGGUGACAGGGCCAAAGCGCAAAUUCCUCUCAAGAGUCCUCCGCCGCUCAAUAAGCUCGAACCGAUUGCAUCGCCAGGAAAAGUACCCAUCAGGGCUGCACUCAAUCUCGAGCGUCGACUGGACCAUGAUGGUCACCCGGCAGCUAUUCCUUCCACCGAUGGGAUGGUACAUACUAGCAUGGUGGUAGCUAAUGGGAUCACUCCACCGCAGCAGUAUUGGAGGGAUGCGAAUGCUAAUGGCGGAGAGCGUCGACCAGCAGCUCCAGCAGGAGGCAAGGUCAUAGUUGUCAAGUGUGGAGAUGUGGUACGGCGAGUCCGGAUCGAUGGGCCAUUUGAAUCCAUAAAAGAAUCGCUGAAGACUGCAUUUGGUCUGCGCUCCAAGCGAGCUUUCUGGCUGGAGGAUGACGAAGGUGUAGUGCAGACGCUCAGCAGAGAUAUGCCCCCAGGGGAGUACACCCUGAACCUGGAUCCAGGAAUUACUGUCAAAAUAUGUGUCUACGAUACAUCGGAUCGCUUGACAGGUAGCACCGAGAGCAAGACUCUAUACACUGAAGAAGAAUUUCGUGAGUUUCUAACUCGGCGAGGGUGGUCAGGAUUGCGGGAAGUUGGAGGCUUCAGGGAUAUUGACAGUUUAGAGGAACUCCGCACUGGUGCAGUCUACCAACGAGCCGGAGUUAUAGGUGCCUAGUGCAGUAAUUUUUGAUUCUACGAGGUCGGUUGGACGCAGAUAUGUCACACCUUUUAGUUUAGCUUGGAAAGUUGAGUUACGGCCGGUCAAAGUUACCGCCUGCGGCGUCGUCUUUUGUGAUGCACAUUGUACACUAGUUAGUGUUGAGGUUCUUCACGGGAUGGAGGGAGGGCCACCACCCAUUGAGAAAACUGUGGGCAUUGACUCACAUCCCGGGUUUGCCAUGUAACAACAAAUUUUAGGUUUGUUACGGUCAAAGUAAAAGACGAUUUUGGCAGAUUAAUUGUCGGUGAGGAUUGAUCAUUCCGUCUAUGCUUAAUGGACCCACUCGAAAGAGUGAUCUCGUAUGCAGAAGUUGAACGAUGAGCACUCGGCGGGUGGUUAGUCCAAACUUUUAUCUGGUAUCUAGAAAUUUUAGAUACCGAUUGUUGCAUAAACCUAGUCUCCUGUAUCCUGGGGGUGUAAUGUCGCAAAGUUUUUUCCUUUUAUGUAGAGGCCGUAAGUCCUUCUGGGAUGUCCUGAAGACUUGUGUAAAAACUUAGCUAGGAACCUGUUCUCUGAGUAUCUAUGCAACCAGAAACCUUGUAGAUCAGUUCUUUUCUUCUGAAAGUAAGUAGUCAACAGCACUGACUGGACCGACCGUAGGGACUGAUUGGUUUGUUCAAGUAGCUUGUCUGGUCAGGACAACCUUGGCCUCCUUGCAAGCAUGUAGUCAUUCUGCGAGUUACUGACGUAUUAGUGACCAUUUGGAUUGUUUUUGAAAAUUCGUUCGGAGUGGUCGGGUUUCGUUAGUACCAUCCUUCUGACUGUUCCUGAUCGAGAGAGAAAAACAGUAGAGGAAAAUGAUGGAAAACUUCUAAGGGUCCUAGUUCCCAGCGUAGGUUUGUCUGAGUGGCAGGCUAGCUUUGCCCAACGUAGCGCUGUCUCAGAGUCUUGUCAUACUUUUUGGUCUAAUGAAAUGACCAGACAUUGUUUCCAUGUACAUUUGGACACGGACCAAAUAUUCGGAUUGUUGUUUCAAAGGCUUGUGCAUAUCUCCACGUGAUGAACCUUGAAUGUCACCCAUGGCCAUGGAAGUGGAAUUAUAUGAGCACGGAAAUAGGACUGUAACCCUGAAGAGUCUGACUGAUCAGGCUCAUGAUGACUGAUCGGUGACCACAUACGUUCACCGGAUUAUUAUGGUGCCUAUUUUGACACAUUUCAUUGUAUUUCACCUCAGUGAGCAUCACCUUUCGACUUUAAUCGAUAACUGCAGCGAACCUCUGGAUUUUUGGAGGUUUGCACAGUCUAGCUCAUAAACGAGCAGGAUAAGCCCGUAGCACUCCAACAGCAUGAGCUUGCCUGGAGACAGUGGGUGUCGU